CUCCCCGAUCGCAUAUGCGCAUUACACAUGUGGCAUCCAGACCGAGCGCCUGUGCAGGAGAUGACAUUGACGGACCGUAGCAGGUAGAUAUUCGCAAAUAGUAAACAAACUACGAUGAACGUAUUGAAGUCCGCGUUUCGGCUGCCCCGUGGACUUGGAUGUAAUACGUGCAGUGUAGUGAUGCAGCAGGCAUUGCCGCUCUUGCGUGCAGCCAGCAGCUGGAUUCUGUCCCGCACGCCUGCAGCGUGCGCAGUGGCUGGCAGAGGAGCCCUGGGGCCAGGGGCAGAAGGGGCUGGAAUCUUCCGGAACCUGCCCUGGCGACACCAGCAGGUGCGCAGCGUGAAGCGAGGAGCGGAGUAUCAGCCCAAGAACAUCAAGAGGAUGAGGACGCACGGCUGGGACAGGAGGGUCCGGACACGCGGCGGCAUCGAGGUCAUACUCCGCAGAAUGCUGAAAGGACGCAAGUCCCUAACCGUCUGACGGCUGGCCAGGUGGACAGAACACACCUGUGCUCUUGCAGUGCGCACUGGCUUACCUGGACAGAACACACCUGUGCUCUUGCAGUGCACUGGCUUACCUGGACAGAACACACCUGUGCUCUUGCAGUGCACUGGCUUACCUGGACAGAACACACCUGGUCUCUUGCAGUGCACUGUCUUACCUAGGAGGUGCUCUGCUCCCCCAGACACAUCACAUGUUGGGGAUUCUCUUUGUAAUUCACUGAUAAAUAAAGCUUUGCAGAUCAGCCAA
Anguilla rostrata (American eel) is the source of this 750-nucleotide messenger RNA. It is a transcript of the gene mrpl34, whose product is annotated as mitochondrial ribosomal protein L34. NCBI's taxonomy places the organism in Eukaryota, Metazoa, Chordata, Actinopteri, Anguilliformes, Anguillidae. Gene Ontology annotation, molecular function: structural constituent of ribosome. Gene Ontology annotation, cellular component: mitochondrial large ribosomal subunit; ribosome. The record is from RefSeq and is a predicted model, not a curated record. Gene Ontology annotation, biological process: translation. The coding region runs from base 115 to 480 and encodes 121 amino acids. The transcript is spliced from 2 exons.